Messenger RNA from Aspergillus welwitschiae, 541 nucleotides. RefSeq lists its product as uncharacterized. The coding region runs from base 1 to 480 and encodes 159 amino acids. Lineage: Eukaryota; Fungi; Ascomycota; Eurotiomycetes; Eurotiales; Aspergillaceae. The transcript has 2 exons. The record is from RefSeq and is a predicted model, not a curated record.
AUGAAUGUUUCCAAUUUUCAAUCCCAAGAUAUUCUUCUUAUGUCUCAGGACACCAUACCAGAUAUAUGGACCGGCGGGUCUGAUACUAUUACUAUAGACGACCUUCUGGCAGAACAAAGACUGGAUAUGCAUGGUGAUGCAGUAGCUCUUCCGCCAGGACUACCUCUAUCGCGGGAGCCCUCACUGCCUGUACAUGACCCCCUGGAUCAACUUCUGGCCAUUGAUGAACGAAUAAACGGAUCAGUUAAUGAAGGAUUGGAGGAAACUAUGUGCCAGGGUACAUGCGUUGCUGAUACGAGCCAAAGAUUGGACUUUCUGUCUCAGCAGAUAAAUAUCCUGGCGGCCACGGUGACCAAACUCUCUGGAGAGUUGGGUGAUCUCCUUGAAAUGGAGCGCCAGACACGGGAGAGGAUGAAAAAUGCUAUCAAUCAGUUAGGACACUCGAUUCAUGGAAGCUUCUCAGGGGACGGCCGCCUGUAGCCACUUAUGUGACAUAUCCCUCGGGUGAUCUCUGAUAUGCCUACAGUAUAUAAUAUCGUUC